This is a messenger RNA of Hippoglossus stenolepis (Pacific halibut), 1383 nucleotides long. RefSeq names its product hatching enzyme 1.2 (gene hce2l2). The coding region runs from base 171 to 1013 and encodes 280 amino acids. Gene Ontology annotation, biological process: proteolysis. The transcript is spliced from 10 exons. NCBI's taxonomy places the organism in Eukaryota, Metazoa, Chordata, Actinopteri, Pleuronectiformes, Pleuronectidae. The record is from RefSeq and is a predicted model, not a curated record. Gene Ontology annotation, molecular function: metalloendopeptidase activity; zinc ion binding.
UAAAGAUAAUUGGUAUGCAGGGCCCCAAUCCUUAAUUAGUAGCCACCAGGGGGAUGGAUGGAGGACAGAUGGGGUGACGUCGAGUCUUUCUUCUCCAGUGAUUGGGAGCACAUAUAAAGCUUGGCAUUCGCAGGUUAAAUGGCAACACAGAAGACAUCUGACCUGCAAAGAUGGACCGGAUUAUCCUCUUGUGCCUGUUCUCCGCUUGUCUCUCAGCCGUACAUACCCAGAAAUUUUUGUUCAGCCCAAAAUGGGGCCCCGUCGGCUAUAAAGAGCGUAAAGAGCCCGGUGUUGGGACAGCAAUGGAAGAAAUCAUUAAAGCUAAUGAGUUCCAAGCCUCCCGAAUCAUCGAGGGCACCACCACUCUCAGAGAGGGAGACAUUGCUGUUUCUGCUGGAAGGCGCUCCAAAGUCUGCUUUGCACGGAGCUGCCUCUGGGCGAAGUCAGUGGAUGGACAUGUCUACAUUGCAUACAGGCUAUCACCUAAAUACUCUGAAAUUGAGACAAAGCUGAUAAAGAAAGGGAUGGAGAGCACGGAGAAAGGUACCUGUGUGCGAUUUGUUCCCUGGACUCACCAGCGAGACUACGUCGACAUCCAGCCAAAGUCUGGGUGUUGGUCCUACCUUGGUGCACGUGGUGGAAGACAGACCGUAUCUCUCAAGAGCCCUGGCUGCCUCCAAGUCGGAGUGAUUGCCCACGAGUUAAUGCAUGCCCUGGGCUUUGUGCACGAGCAGUCUCGCUUGGACCGGGACAACUAUGUCACCAUCAUGUGGCCAAACAUUUGGAGGGAUCGUGUGAGGAAUUUUGAGAAAUUCAAGACCGACAAUCUGGACCUUCCAUAUGACUACAGCUCAAUCAUGCACUUUGGGAUGUAUGCCUACUCUCAGGAUGGGCAACCAACCAUCAUACCUAAGAACAGCAAGGUGCAGCUGGGCCAGGCCUCGACUCUCAGCUACAUUGACAAGAUGAAAAUCAAUAAGCUUUACCAAUGCGGUGACAUGGACGAUAAUUAACUCAACUGAGUGGAGAUGAAACAGAACUGAGCAGGAAGCUAAUAAAAGAAACUACUUUAAAUCAUGGAAACAGCUCCAAUAAAUAUUUAUUUUAAGCUUCCUAUCAGCACUUCCUCUGUGUGCAAACAAAUGUGUGAGUUUAAACAAGACAUGUUGCUUCUGUUGAGAAAGUUUGAGUAAAGAGGUUCGUGAGCGGAGCAACAGAAUCUGAAAACUGAGGUUCAUUACGACUUAGGUGUGACUAUCGACCCUAUAUACACAGCAUAGGUCAUUUCAUGUAUUGGUCCAAGAUUGCACGAAUGUAAAGAAGUUGUAUUCCUAUUUGCAUUCUUACUUUAUGCAGUGAAUUAAAGUAUUUUAAAAAUGUAAA